AUGUCUAAUAGAAAACUUAUAGGAAAAAAAUCAAUUAAAUCUUACGUUUCAUGUUUUAAUGAUGAUGAAAGAAGAAUUUUAUUUAGUGAUGAAUUAUCUGAGGGUGAUGACGAUUCUUUACAUUUACAAAGUCCUUUAUUCGAGUACGCUACGUACUUGAAAGAAUUGAAUUAUCCUGUUAUACGUAUGGCUGUUCGUAAAUGUUAUAAAACAUUAGGAAACGAUAAAUUCAGUGAAACAAUUAAACCAAGAAUACAUGGCCUAAGUGUCAGCCGACAAGCUACUAUAAUGAAAGCUUUAUGUAAAUUAUUCUUGAGAAGUUCUAAUUUAGAUUGUAUAAUUUUAGAUUCUAAUGAUGAUAUUCCUGUUGUUUCAAUAUUUACAAGAAGUCAAUCUUCCUUUGUGAAUUUAUCAAAACUCGUAGUUUUGAUAAAUAAUGUUUCAACCAACACUUCAAUUCUUAUAAAGAAAUUACCUGCUAUCUGUACAGGAAUACGUCAUUUAAAAGUUGAUUUAAAUGUUAAUGAUCCAACUGAAGCUGAAAAUUUAUCAACUUUAAUACGUGCCCAACAAAGUCUUUUAACUUUCGAGUUGACUGGUGUUGCUCCAAGAAUCAAUCCUAUCCUAUCAGCUUUGGAAUCUCAAUCUACUUCUUUAACUUUUGUGAAAUUUAAUAAUAUUAAUUAUCAAUGGGCUUCUCUUGAUGUGUUGGGUAAAUGUACAAAUUUACGUGCUAUCGAAUUUCACUCUGAAGAUCAUCAAGAUUGUACUGCGAAUGAUUCAAUACCUACUACUGUCACCGGCGUUUCAUUCUCACUGAGAUCUUUGAAAUUGUUUAAUCAAACUCCAAAAGUUACUGCUGCUGUUAUAAAAACUGGUGGAAGUUCCUUAAAGAAUCUCUGGAUAAACACUAUAAAUACUGAAGUUGUUCAAGCUAUAUUGAGAUCUGCUGUUAGAAUUAUACAUCUUCAUUUGGACUUUGAUAAUAUCCCUGAAAUCAACUUAAAUAAUUAUUUACAAUUAAUCAGGGAACUUAAAUUUAUUCAUCUUCGUUUAUCUUCAACUAAUAUGAAAAGUCUUGAUGCUUUAUUAAUAGCAAUGGCCAAGAACUUACCUUCCUCAUUACGUCAUCUUGAAUUGGAACAAGAUUAUUCCUUAUCUGCGUUAGGUGAAUUUUUAUCAAAUUGUCGUGUACAAUUUGAUGAAUUAUCUUUAUUCCCCAAUGCUGCCAUUGACACUUCAUAUUUAACAACUGUUUUGGGCUUCGUUAAAGAAAGAAAAUCUUUAAAAUUUUUACAUCUCAAUUUAUCAUGGGAAGCUGGUUUAGUAAAUGGAAGAUUUACUAGGGAUAUGGAUAAAGAGAUACAAAAAUGUAUUUAUACUAUCAAUCUUGAUUUACUUAGAUGUGAUUUUGAAACACCUAGAAAGCGUAUGUUUGCUUAA
This is a messenger RNA of Dentiscutata erythropus, 1443 nucleotides long. The record is from the annotation of a GenBank genome assembly. Lineage: Eukaryota; Fungi; Glomeromycota; Glomeromycetes; Diversisporales; Gigasporaceae.